Lampris incognitus (smalleye Pacific opah) is the source of this 1753-nucleotide messenger RNA. Its product is annotated as gastrula zinc finger protein XlCGF7.1-like. The transcript is spliced from 2 exons. The record is from RefSeq and is a predicted model, not a curated record. Gene Ontology annotation, cellular component: nucleus. Bases 459 to 1319 code for a protein of 286 amino acids. Lineage: Eukaryota; Metazoa; Chordata; Actinopteri; Lampriformes; Lampridae.
AGAACAAAAACAAGAACGUCAACAAAAUCGGGACUUAGGGAGAUGGAAUUUGUCGUCGUCUGAAGAUGUGUUUGUUUAACCGCUGAGAUCAAUGAUGGAUCAGCCCAUCACUGAAAUACGUUUGAAGUUUGAAAGAAGGAUCGCAGAUUAUGAGGCUGAAAUCUUACGUCUAAAGGAGGAAAAUUCUCGUCAGAAGAAACUACUGGACGUCAUUUAUAAGCCUGAAGUACGGAUAUACAAAUCAGACCUCCAGCUGUUCUUUGUUUCUGAAGAUAAGAUUCCCUCUGUGAAGCAGGAGUGGAGCCCCAGUCUGGACCAGGGGGAGCCAGAGCCCCUACACAUUAAAGAGGAAGAGGAGGAACUCUGGAGCAGUCAGGAGGAAGAGCAGCUUGAAGGACUGGAGGAGAAGGUUGACAUUACCGAGCUGUCAUUUCCUCAUGUCCCUGUGAGGAGAGAAAAUGAUGAAGAGAAAGCUCAAUCCUCUGUGUCAUCAAGGCCAAACUGAAGAGAAAAGGGAGACAGAGCCUCCAGCCAGCACCUCAACUGAGCAGAUGAAACCAGAAAGUGAUGGAGAAUACUUUGGACCAAUAGAACCAGCCAGUAACCUCAAUCAAGAUGGUGAUUUACAACCAACUGGUGAUGGAUAUCUCUCUUCAGACUGUUGUGAAAGUGAGAUUGAAGACAAUGAUGAUGAUGAGAACAAGACUAGAGAACCUCACUCAGGUUUGGACACAACAGAGAACAAUGAAAUCAGUAAUGAGCGAUCUGCUGAGAAUAAACCCUUCAGUUGCUCAGUCUGUGGUAAAGGGUUUUCUAAAAGAGGAUAUAUGAAGAAACAUAUGAUAAUGCAUACAGGAGAGAAACAUUUCAGUUGCUCAGUCUGUGGUAAAGUGUUUUCUCAAAGAGGAAGUAUGCAGUCACACAUGAGAAUACAUACAGGAGACAAACCCUUCAGUUGCUCAGUGUGUGGUAAAGGGUUUUCUGAAAAAGGAAACAUGCAGAGACACAUGAUAAUACAUACAGGCGAUAAACCUUUCAGUUGCCCAGUCUGUGUUAAAGGAUUUUCUCAAAGAGGACAUAUGCAGUCACACAUGAGAAUACAUACAGGAGACAAACCCUUCAGUUGCUCAGUCUGUGGUAAAGGGUUUUCUCAAACAGGAAACAUGCAGAGACACACCAGAAUACAUACAGGAGAUAAACCCUUCAGUUGCUCAGUGUGUGGUAAAAGGUUUUCUGAAAGAGGAAACCUGCAGAGACACACCAGAAUACAUACAGAUGUGAUGGGAAUAGGAAGGGAGUUAGGGGCUUUUAAGUAUUAAUAAUUCUGUACAAUUUUUUCAAAAUCUGAAUAUGAUCACACUAGUAGGCAUGGUUUCCAUUAAAAGAAAAAUUAAGAUUUAUUGUCUCAGAUGCAUCUGUAUCUCAAUUUAUAUAUUCAAUAUAUAUAUUCAACUUGGGACCUCAAUGACGACACAUUAAGUAUUGUCUUGAGCUGCCAGCAGAUAACCUACCUGCUAAAGAGACUGACGUGUCUGAGUAUUUCCCCUGCCAUCCUCUGCAGCUUUUACAUCUGCCAUAUUGGGAGUCUCCUUAAUUUCUGUUUCCUGGCCUGGUAUGUUUGAUUUGGUUUAGAAUGGUGAAUAACAAUAAACAUUUUAUACAUGUACAUGAAUACAUUUUCUUGUUGUUCACUUUGGUUUUUAACAUUUUCAAGCAUUUCUACAUUUGUGGGGGGGUUUUAAAGACUUUUUUU